CCCUUUCCCGAGCCCCGCCCACGCAGCGCCGGGAAAGUUCUGGGCGCGUGCGGUGCAUUGUGGGAGGGACCGUUAGCACCAGGGCUGCCGCCAAGAUGAUGCCCACACCUGUUAUCCUGCUGAAGGAGGGCACGGACACUUCCCAGGGGAUCCCGCAGCUUAUCAGUAACAUCAGUGCUUGCCAGGUCAUUGCCGAAGCUGUCCGCACCACCCUGGGCCCCCGGGGCAUGGACAAACUCAUUGUGGAUGACAGAGGCAAAGCCACGAUUUCUAAUGAUGGUGCAACCAUCCUGAAGCUUCUCGACGUGGUUCACCCCGCGGCAAAGACUCUUGUGGACAUCGCCAAAUCCCAGGAUGCAGAGGUUGGCGACGGCACCACUUCUGUCACCCUCCUGGCUGCUGAAUUCCUGAAGCAAGUCAAGCCGUAUGUGGAAGAAGGCCUGCACCCCCAGAUUAUCAUCCGUGCCUUCCGCACGGCGACAGAGCUGGCUGUAAAUAAGAUCAGGAAGAUUGCAGUUACAAUAAAGAAGACAGACCAAGUCGAGCUGCGGAGCCUGCUGGAGAAAUGCGCAAGCACAGCCCUGAGCUCCAAGCUGAUCUCGCAGCACAAGGGGUUCUUCGCCGCAAUGGUGGUGGAUGCUGUCAUGAUGCUGGAUGAGCUGAUGCAGAUCAAAAUGAUUGGGAUCAAGAAGGUGCAGGGCGGCGCCCUCGAGGAUUCCCAGCUGGUGGCUGGGGUGGCCUUCAAGAAAACCUUCUCCUACGCCGGGUUUGAGAUGCAGCCCAAGAAGUACAGCUCCCCCAGGAUCGCCCUGCUCAACAUCGAGCUGGAGCUCAAGGCGGAGAAGGACAACGCCGAGAUCCGGGUGCAGAGCGUGGAGGACUACCAGGCCAUCGUGGACGCGGAGUGGAGCAUCUUGUACGACAAGCUGGAGAAGCUGCACAAGUCGGGGGCCAAAGUGAUCCUCUCCAAGCUCCCCAUCGGGGACGUCGCCACGCAGUACUUUGCCGACAGGGACAUGUUCUGCGCUGGCCGGGUGCCCGAGGAAGACCUCAAGAGGACCAUGAUGGCUUGCGGUGGUUCCAUCCAGACCAGUGUGAAUUCCCUGACGGAUGAUGUUCUUGGGCGCUGUGAGCUCUUUGAGGAAACCCAGAUUGGAGGGGAGAGGUACAACUUCUUCACGAGCUGCCCCAAAGCCAAGACCUGCACGAUAAUCCUGCGCGGAGGGGCAGAGCAGUUCAUGGAAGAGACGGAGCGCUCCCUCCACGAUGCCAUCAUGAUUGUCAGGCGAGCCAUCAAGCAUGACUCUGUGGUCGCCGGUGGCGGAGCUAUCGAGAUGGAGAUCUCCAAGUACCUCCGGGAUUACUCCCGGACCAUUCCCGGCAAGCAGCAGCUGCUGAUCGGGGCUUACGCCAAGGCCCUGGAGAUCAUUCCUCGCCAGCUCUGUGACAACGCGGGCUUCGAUGCCACCAAUAUCCUCAACAAGCUGCGGGCCAAGCAUGCCCAGGGGGGCAAGUGGUACGGCGUGGACGUGAGCAACGAAGACAUCACGGACAACUUUGUGGCUUGCGUGUGGGAGCCAGCUAUCGUGCGCAUCAACGCGCUGACGGCAGCGUCCGAGGCGGCGUGCCUGAUCGUGUCUGUGGACGAAACCAUCAAGAACCCCCGCUCCACCGUGGACGCCCCCCCGCCAGGCCGUGGCAGGGGGCGAGCCCGGCCACACAACCACUGAAGGCCUGCCCUUGAACGGUCGCCUUAACAUCCCAGCACUGUGACUGCGCCUUUUUGGUCUCCAUGUGGGUAAUUUAAGCUGCCUUUGACGGUCACGGGACUCCUGUGUUACGUCCUUCUCCGACGUCCUUCUCAUGGGAGCCUGGUAUUCAGGAACGUGUGCAGCGGGAAUGUCCCUUAAGCUUACUAAGCUUAAUAGGCUCUUGAAUGGUCAGAUCCUGGUACCCAAGAUGGUUCCAGACUUCUCUUUCCCUUUUUUUUUUCCUUCUCUCUUUUCCUGGUUCCUUGCAGACGUUCAGCUUGGAGGAUUAAAAGGCUUCAGAUCUUUGCAGCGUUGGCACAGUGCUUGAAUGUUAAUGUGGGUUGUUGGUAGUAUUUAUUGUUUUUUUUUCUACUGGAGGUUUAAACCCAGGCAUGAGAACAAUAAAAAGUUGGAAAUGGCA
Varanus komodoensis (Komodo dragon) is the source of this 2172-nucleotide messenger RNA. It is a transcript of the gene CCT7, whose product is annotated as chaperonin containing TCP1 subunit 7. The coding region runs from base 96 to 1730 and encodes 544 amino acids. Gene Ontology annotation, biological process: protein folding. The record is from RefSeq and is a predicted model, not a curated record. Gene Ontology annotation, molecular function: ATP hydrolysis activity; ATP binding; ATP-dependent protein folding chaperone. NCBI's taxonomy places the organism in Eukaryota, Metazoa, Chordata, Lepidosauria, Squamata, Varanidae. The transcript has 12 exons. Gene Ontology annotation, cellular component: chaperonin-containing T-complex.